CCUUCUCCAGCAUAUAAAGCAAAUCCCACUAUCAUAACAUUCCUUUUCUUUCUCUAUUAAACCUACUUUCUCUUUCCAUCCGUCCCAAGUUUAGUAUAGCAUCCCCCUCAUACUUCCACGCUAAGAAAUUUAGCACCAAAACUCUCAUUCUUUUGCCUCUACAUAUUCGCCAAUAAACCCUUCAUCGGAGGGAAACACGCGGAUCCAAUUUAGACACCAAAAAGAAAAACGCCAGACGCCAUCCUUAAGCUGCUGGCUUCCCCAGCAAAAAAUAAACAACAACAACAAGAAGAAGACGAAGAAGAAGAAUCAGAGAGAGACUUGUAGAUAAAUGAGUACAGAUUGGGGACCAGUUGUGGUUGCGGUGGCGAUGUUCAUCCUCUUGUCGCCUGGGUUGCUCUUCCAGCUGCCUGCAAGAACGAGGAUUAUGGAGUUUGGGAACAUGUACACUAGUGGGAUUUCCAUUCUGGUUCAUGCUGUCCUGUAUUUCUGUAUAUACACCAUCUUGAUUGUGGCAAUUGGUGUUCACAUAAGAGCUGGUUGAUCACCAACAUUCCCACCUCCACGUACGGAAAAUUAUUACUCGAUCGAGACUUCUUCUUUAACUUUUUUCUUGUAGUAGACUAGUAUUUCUUUUUUCCCCAUAGCAAUAGCAUGCAUGAUCAAUAAUUUCUCUUUCCAUCACUUUCUGGUCACCACCCUUUCUCUUUAUGGAAGUGCUCGCUCCCGUAUGUGUGUACGUAUCGAAUCCCAGGAGUUCAAAAUGCCGUGUUUGAUUUUAUUCGCCCAGAUUAUACUUU
Molecule: messenger RNA, 800 nt
Organism: Coffea eugenioides
Lineage: Eukaryota; Viridiplantae; Streptophyta; Magnoliopsida; Gentianales; Rubiaceae
Exons: 1
Coding region: 332-544 (70 amino acids)
Source: RefSeq, a predicted model, not a curated record